GGGGUGGGGUGUAACUAAUACGGCUCAGGUAAGAAGCUGCCAUGCAUCACUAAUGAGAGUCUCAGGCAAAGGCUUGCAAGUUCUAAAGCUUCAGGUGCUGUUGUUAGAAACCCUAGAGUUCCUUUUUGAACUACUUUAUUACUUAACUAUCUUUACUAGAAUUUGAGUGCACUACAAAUACGCUUAUUUCUAAGAUGACAUCUUAGUAAAGACCAACAAUUUGGUUAUAUUUUAGGGAGAAAGGCUACACUGAAAUGAACAUUGUGAGAAAACUCAAAUUAAUGAUACCUUGGAAUAUAUUCUUACUUCGCAUACUGCUGUUUUCAUUACAAGGAUAUAUUCGUGCAUCAGUUAUCUUGACAAGAACAUCACAAAACGGGUUUAAUGAAAAUCAACAGAAAAGAGCUCUUUUAGCAGCACAGUUUGAAGCAAGUUCUCCAAGGUAUUUUUUCCAUGAUGCUAUUCAUUGGGGUGAGAGCAAAAUAAAAGGUUCUUGUCCUCAUGAAUGCCUUAACGGAGCUUUCUGUUCUAAGACUGGUACAUGUGAUUGUCAAAUAUUUCAGGCUCUUGGGACAAGGUGCCAGAUUGUCCCAAACAUGGGCAGUGGCAGAGAUGGGAUUUGCAAAACCUGGGGACAGUACCAUUUUGAAACAUUUGAUGGCAUCUACUACUACUUUCCAGGAAACUGUUCUUAUAUUUUUGCAAAAGACUGUGGAAAUUUGGAGCCUCAAUAUACUGUCUGGGUUCAUAAUAGCCCUAAAUGCCUUGGUUCAGUGUAUUCUUGCUAUCGGUCAAUCAGCUUGUUCUUUUCAAACCAAGAGGAAAUACGAAUUUAUGGUCACGAAAUAAAAAAAGAUGGAAUCAGUUUAACAUUGCCUCAGACAUUUGGACAAGUUGUCAUUGAGAAACUAGCUGACUACAUUUUAGUGAAAACAACCUUUGGCUUUUCAUUGGCUUGGGAUGGGAUAUCUGGAAUUUACCUCAAGUUGUCUGGGGAGCAUAAGGGGAAACCAUGUGGCCUGUGUGGGAACUACAAUGACAUUCAAUCUGAUGAUUUCAUAAUCCUACAAGAGGACUAUACAGAAGACAUUGCUACGUUUGCGAAUAGUUGGUCAGUGCAAACACCAGAUGACACUAAAUGUAUACCCACACCAUCAGAUUUUCCAAAUCCAUGCUCUAGUGGAAUGCCAGCAUUUGAGGCAAUCUUCUUCAAGUGCCAGAUACUGUUGCAAUUCCCUUUUCUGAGCUGCCAUGAAUAUAUUGAUCCAUACUUAUAUAUUGCCAGCUGUGUUAAUGAUCUUUGCAAAACUGAUGAUGAUGAAACCUAUUGUCGGGCAGCCACUGAAUAUGCCAGAGCCUGUUCACAUGCUGGCUAUCCUAUUCAGGACUGGAGAGAUGACUUUCCAGCAUGCAUUGAUAAAUGUGAUGAUAGUUUUGUCCAUCGGGAUUGUAUCAGUUGUUGCCCACCCACCUGCACAUUUGAUAAACAAUGUCUUGGGAGCAAUCUCCAUUGUCUCGACGGAUGUUACUGCCCAGAUGGCCUCAUAAUGGAAAAUGGAACUUGCAUCUCCUUGGAAAAUUGUCCGUGUACUUUUCAUGGAUUAGCUUAUUCAGUUGGUUCAAAAAUUGAACAAGAAUGUACUGAAUGUGUAUGUGUUGGUGGAGUUUGGAACUGCACUGAACAUGAUUGUCCAGUUCAAUGCUCUGUUGUGGGUGAUUCUCACUUUACAACUUUUGAUGGUCGACAUUAUUCUUUUAUUGGCAUGUGCCAGUACAUCCUUGUGAAAGGAACUGGAAAAGAUAAAUUCACGAUCACGUUACAGAAAGCUCCCUGUGAGCAGAAUCUUGGCUUGAUCUGCCUUCAGUCUAUAACUCUAAUUCUGGAGGAUGAUUUUAACAAGCAAGUGACUCUCAGCAGGGGAGGACAAAUCCUCACCAGUCCUAACCAAGGCUUCAAUCUGAAUGGAAUUGUUGAAAUUCAAACUCUGUCAUCCUUAUUUAUUCUUCUAAAAACCACAUUUGGUUUAAAGAUUCUGUUUGCUAUAGAUGGGGAAAGAAUUUAUAUUCAGCUCACUAGUGCAUGGAAAAGGAGAACAUUGGGUCUGUGUGGCACUUUUAAUGGGAACAUAAGGGAUGAUUUUCUCUCUCCUUUUGGCAUGAUAGAAGGAACCCCACAACUUCAUGCAAAUGCAUGGAGAGUUUCCACCACCUGUUUUGCACCUGUGCAUGUCCCUAUGGUAGACCCCUGUAACAUUAAUCAACAAAACAUUGGGUAUGCAGCACAUUGUGAUGUCAUCCACCAGGAACUCUUUGCUCCUUGCCAUGUCUACAUUAGCCCUGGACUGUACUAUCAGCUAUGCCGCCAUGAUGCAUGCAAGUGUGGAAGUGCCUGCCUAUGCAAUGCCCUUUCUCAUUAUGCCUACCUCUGUGGCCAGCGUGGUAUUCCCAUCGAUUUUAGAGCUCAAAUUUCAUUCUGUGCCGUGGUGUGCCAGAAGGGGAUGCUGUACCAUCUCUGUUCCUCCUUUUGCCGCCGUUCCUGCACUUCUCUCUCUUUGCCAGAGCAGUGUAAUGACGACUGUGCUGAAGGCUGUAACUGUCCUGAAGGCAAAUUCUAUGAAGACACGCUUAACUUCUGUGUGCCUAUAUAUCACUGCAGGUGCCACUACAGGGGCAGUGUUUAUCAACCUGGAGAGCUCAUCCCAACCCCCACUGGCUUAUGCCAGUGUUCAAAUGGAACCAUAGAAUGUGAUGAAUUAGCAACGCCCUCUCCUGUUCAUGUCUGCCCAGAGGGAAAACAGUACUUUGACUGCAGGUUUCCUGACCCUGACUUACCAGCUGGUGGUGUAAAUUGUGAGACUACAUGUGCAAAUCUGGCCAUGAACUUCACGUGUGCCCCAUCCUCCCCUUGUAUAAGUGGCUGCGUUUGUGCUCCAGGGAUGGCAGAGCACAAAGGAAAAUGUUAUGUUCCUGAGAGCUGUCCAUGUAUCUGGAAGGACUGGGAGUAUCUCUCUGGAGAAGUGAUUGCUACACCAUGUUAUACCUGUGUCUGUCGACGAGGAAUGUUCAAUUGCACAUAUUAUCCAUGCCCUGCGGUGUGCACAAUAUAUGGGGACCGGCAUUAUCAUUCUUUUGAUGGACUGGAAUAUGACUAUAUCAGUGAUUGCCAGGUUUUUUUGAUCAAGAGUACAGAUGAUGCAGAUAUAUCUGUCAUUUCCCAGAAUAAGAAAUGUUUUGACAAUGAUAUUGUUUGUUCCAAAAGUGUUUUGAUUUCAGUUGGGAAUACUGAAAUUUACUUGAAUGAUGCGCCUUACAAACAGAAACAAUCAGGUUUCCUUCUGGAAAGCAAACCUACACACCAGCUUUGGAAGGCUGGGUACUACACAGUAGUGUACUUUCCAGACCAAGAUAUCACUAUUCUUUGGGAUAGGAAGACAACCAUUCACAUCAAAGUUGGACCCCAGUGGAAGAGCAAACUAUCAGGAUUGUGUGGAAACUUUGACAAAUGUACUUCAAAUGAUAUGACCACAUCUAAUAAUUUGGAAGUAAGAAAUGCUCAGGUGUUUGGAGAUAGCUGGGCAUUAGGACAGUGUGAAACUCCAGAAGAAACCAUGAGGCCCUGUGAGGCACAUCAAAACAAAUUUCCUUAUGCCAAGAGAGAAUGCUCCAUUUUAUACAGUGAUGUUUUUGCUCCUUGUCGCAAUGUGAUUGAUGUUACAUCUUUUGCCAAAAACUGCCAUGAAGAUACGUGUCAAUGUAAUCUUGGUGGGGAUUGUGAAUGUUUGUGCACUAGCAUAGCAGCAUAUGCAUACAAGUGCUGUCAGGAAGGCGUGUCAAUUCACUGGAGACCAUCUACUGCCUGUUCACUUGACUGUGAAUAUUACAAUGAAGGACUUGGAGAGGGACCAUACAUGCUAGCAAGUUAUGGAGAGACUGGCCUUAUUAUGGGGGCCAAUAUGACCAGUAGAAGCAUUUUCUCUUUGCCAAGAAGUAGCAUUCAUGGAAAUUUGGUUUUUAAUUUUAUGAUUACCCCAGGUCUUUUCAAAGAGAAGGUAUCAUCAUUGGCACUUGUUUCCUUGGAAUCUGCUGAAAGGCCAAACUACUUUCUCUAUGUCCGUGACAAUGACGCUCUUAGUUUGGAACUGUGGGAGGCAAAUUCAGCCUUUCAGCGGAGAGCAACGUUCUUCCACCAUCAGGGUCUCUGGAUUCCUGGCUACAGUGCCUUUGAAUUAUACAGCAAGAAAGGCUUUUUCAUCGCAUUCACAGAGUCUAGCGUCAAAGCGUCAAAAUAUGAUGAUUCUGAAGAAUUUAAACAUGCAAGUAGCUUCAGCAUAGAAGAAAUCCAGGCAGCUGUGCCUUACAGGAGAAUGUGUGAAUGGAGAUAUGAACCUUGUGCCACUCCUUGCUUUAAAACCUGCAGUGACCCGGAAGCACUAGCAUGUAAAUUUCUUCCACCGGUUGAAGGAUGCUUACCCUACUGCCCUAAAAGUAUGAUCCUUGAUGAAGUCACCCUGAAAUGUGUUUAUCCAGGAGACUGCAUCCCUUUGAUUCCCACAGAACCAGCACUGAUGCCGCCAGAAAUGAUUACUCCAUCAGAAAUUACCGUGUUUGACAUGCUGACACCAACAACAGGUUUGGAAUGUGAGCCUCUGCAGUUUGAUCCAGUUUAUAAUUGCAGCCAAUACAUAUGCCUUAAUAUGGAAUGGACGUUUUACAACUGGUCUCUUAAUUGCCCAAAGGACUUGGAGAUGCCUGACUGUGGUUUCCGAGGAAGGCCUGUUCAAGUGAACAGUGAUAUCUGCUGCCCCGAGUGGGAAUGCCCUUGUCGAUGUUCCAUGUUGUCAGAACUGAGCAUUAUCACAUUCGAUGGGAACAAUGCAGCAUUAUAUAGCAUGGCUUCUUACAUCCUAGUGAGAAUUCCUGGGGAAAUUAUAGUUGCUCAUAUUGAAAAAUGUUCCAUGAAUCAGAAUGGAAACUCAUUUAAAAAGCUAGCUUCCACUGUAAGAAUCUCUGGACUUUGUUUUAAAAAGUUAAAUGUGACAACAUCUAUACAUAAAAUACUUGUCAAUCGGAUAGCAAGAAUGGUAGAAGUAGAUACUAUUGCUGUACCUUUGCCAUUUUCAAAUCAUGAUCUGUCUAUAGAGGAUUCUGGUACAAUGUACGUUAUUACUACUCCAGCUGGACUGGUCAUAAAGUGGGCUCAUCUUACAGGAAUCCUAGACAUUCAUUUUGGUUUCCGAUUUAAUUUGUCAUCCUACACAGAAGGACUUUGUGGAAUUUGCAAUGAUGAUCCAGAUGAUGAUAUAAGGAUGCAAAAUGGCACAAUCAUUACGAACAUGGAAGAUAUAGCAUUAUUUAUUGAGAGCUGGGAAAUUGAGAAAUCAUUUGAAGUGACAACAAGGAGACCUUUUAGGAAUUGUACUGAGUAUAAUUGCAGUCACUGCAUUGAUUUAUUAAAUAGAAGAGUUUUCAUUCCAUGCCAUGAUAAAGUUUCACCAAAGGACUUUUGUGAAAAGAUGUGGAUCAAUUAUACCUAUUUUUGGAACUAUGAGUGUGAUGCACUUUCUGCCUAUGUAGCAUUGUGCAAUAAGUUUGACAUCUGUAUUGAGUGGAGAACACCUGAUUAUUGCUCUCUGAGUUGCCCAGAGGAAAAGGAAUAUCAACCCUGUGUGCAACCCUGUGAAGCACGAACAUGUCUGAACAGAUGGUUCUAUGGACACUCCUCAUGUGUGCAUUUAAGAGAAGACUGUGUGUGCAAAAAUGGAACAAUUCUUCACAGGCCAGAUUCAAGUCGGUGCAUUCCAGAAGAAGAAUGUGCAUGCACUGAUCGUGAGGGCCAACCCCGUACUGCUGGGGAGAUUUGGAAUGGGGGUGUUGACGAGUGCGCCCUGUACAAGUGUUUGGAGAAUGGAAGCAUUAUUCCCAUAGAACCCGACUGUGAUGAGGAGCCCUCACCAGUGUGUCAACGAGAAGCUGAAGUCGUCAUGAAGAUCACUGAUAAGUUGACUUGUUGUUCAAAGGAAAUUUGUGGGUGUGACAUGACUUUGUGUGAAACUACCAUUCCAACAUGUACCGACAGUCAAAAAUUGAUUAUAGGACACAGCCCUCUUUCAUGCUGCCCACAGUACAAAUGUGAAUGUGACCCCUUCAAAUGCCCCAAUAUUUCAACACCAGGAUGCAGAGAAGAUCAAUUCAUGAUUCAAGUUCAAAGGGAAGAACCUUGCUGUUUUUACCCUUUCUGUAUUUGUGAAUCUUGUGUUGAACCUAUUGCACAAUGUUCUGAUGGAGAAUUUCUCACAGUGGAUCUUAACACCACACACUUCUGUUGUCCUCAGUAUUACUGUGUGUGUGAACCAAAUCUUUGUCCCACGCCACUACUCAACUGUGCAGAAGAUAUGACUCUUGUGAAAGAAAAUGUUUCUGGUCAAUGCUGUCCAGUGUGGCAUUGUGAAUGUAACUGUGAAAAGCUUGUUGUGCCAACCUGUGAAGUGGGAGAAUUUACUGCAAUAGACCUUACCUUUCAGAGUGACUGUGGAUGUGUACAGUAUCUCUGUGAAAAGGAUGAUGUGUGUGUGUUUCAAGACGUAUCGGUGUUAAAUCCUGGACAAUCUAUGAUAAAGUAUUUGGAAGGAGACUUCUGUUAUACAAUAGAGUGUCUGGAAGAAAAAGAUAACCUUACAGGCUUUCACACUUUGAAUUUUACAAUGGUGAAUUGUUCAAAAGAAUGUGAUGUUCACCAGGUAUAUACCCCAUCCACAAGUGAUUAUGAUUGUUGUGGUACCUGCAAAAAUGUAUCCUGCAAAUUUCAAAUGGAAAAUGGAACAUCAGUUAUAUAUGAGGAAGGGAGUACCUGGCACUAUAAUUGUACCACAUAUGAAUGUGUUAAGACUGGUGAAGGGGCAAUGAUUCUGAACUACAGUAUGGUCUGCCCCCCUUUUAAUGAGACUGAAUGCAAAAUGAAUGAAGGAAUUGUAAAGCUUUAUAACGAAGGCUGUUGCAAGAUCUGCAAACGAGAAGAAAAAAUAUGCCAGAAAGUGAUCAUUAAAUCAAUCAUAAGGAAACAGGAUUGUGUAAGCCAAAGUUCUAUCAAUAUUGCUUCUUGUGAUGGAAAAUGCCCAUCAGCUACCAUAUAUAACAUCAAUAUGGAAAGUCACCUCAGAUUUUGCAAGUGUUGUCGUGAAAAUGGAGUGCGAAACAUUUCUGUGCCUCUAUAUUGCUCAGGAAAUGGCACUGAGAUUAUGUACACUCUCCAGGAACCUAUUGACUGUACAUGCCAGUGGAAUUAACACUCCUACAUUCCAAGGACCCUAAACGACUGCAUAAUGUCAAAUAUAAUUCACUUUCAUCACUAUUUAGGCACUUGGCAGAUUAAUAUUGUUUAACUACAAUGUAUUAGGAAGGAUGUUGGGAUAUGACUGUUCAACAGUUGGUACCAAAUACAACUUCAGUGGCAAAAUUAGUUUUAUUGUUUUGCUCUAUUUUAAAGAAUCAACUGAUCCUCAGCUGUUCAGCUAAACUGCUUUUAUACAUUUAAUUGCAACAUGGCACAGAUCUGAAAUAUUCUGUUAGGUUAUUUUUCAGAAUUCCUUCAAUUUCAUUCAUUCAAUAGUUAUCUCAUUUGCAAAGUCUUCCAUAACUAUCCAAGUUAAGAUAUUAUUUAUUCUCUACUAAUUAGUAUGGUAAAUAUAAUUAGUUAAAAUUAGCAUUGAGAUAGCCAAAAAGAAUGCUUAGAGACAGAUUGUAGAAUUACAGGAGUUUGGAUUAUUGAAAAUCUGAAUGGAUAUUGGCAAUAUUAUUGCAGAUUCCCUUCAUCUUACAUAUAUGCCAGAUAACCAGAGAAACUGUGUGACUUACACUGAUGAAUUCAUUGUAAUAAUACAGUGAAUUCAGUUUGAUUAAGUUCCAAGUUUUUUUAAACUCAGUCCUAUCCUUUUUUUAAUCCACAGUAAAGUAUCACAGAAUCUUUCAUCUUAAAGAGUUUGCAUUUGAUAGACUUAACAAUUUGAAGUCCAAUGUGUUUUUUAAAUGCUACUCACACAUUAAUACUUUUUCCAACAACAAGGAUGGGGAAAUAUAACUUCAGUUACCAUUUAAAGGAGGGAGAUCUUGAGGUUUUAUUUUUUAUACUAUUUUAACUGUCAUUGAAGAUGUUGUUACUGUUUAACGGUGAGUUGCUGACUAAUGGACAUCUGAUUUUUUUUAAACUUUUAUUUAAUGAAUAUAAAUUUCCAAAGUACGAUUUAUGGAUUACAAUGGCU
This is a messenger RNA of Oryctolagus cuniculus (rabbit), 8255 nucleotides long. RefSeq names its product otogelin like (gene OTOGL). The record is from RefSeq and is a predicted model, not a curated record. Gene Ontology annotation, biological process: L-arabinose metabolic process. NCBI's taxonomy places the organism in Eukaryota, Metazoa, Chordata, Mammalia, Lagomorpha, Leporidae. Gene Ontology annotation, cellular component: extracellular matrix. Gene Ontology annotation, molecular function: protein binding; alpha-L-arabinofuranosidase activity.